Fraxinus pennsylvanica is the source of this 1302-nucleotide messenger RNA. Lineage: Eukaryota; Viridiplantae; Streptophyta; Magnoliopsida; Lamiales; Oleaceae. The record is from the annotation of a GenBank genome assembly.
AUGGAUACGGAUGGGGGAAGACGAGUGUUUCAUAGGCUGGGUCCAUCUGGCUCGAGCGACAAUGGCGGUAUGAAGCAGCAAAAGGUAUGCUAUCACUGGAGACAAGGAAAGUGCAACAGAAACCCUUGUUUUUUUCUACACCAUGAGUUGCCGGCGGUGGCCAAUGGGACGUCGAAGCGGGCCCACCAGGGGUUUGGAGCGGACGAUAAUAGGGGUGGUGGAAUAAGGAGGAGUGGGAAUUAUUAUUUUAGUAACAUGCCUGAAAGAGUGCAAUCGCUGCCUGGUAGUAGUGGUAGCGCUGGUAGCAGGACUUUUAAGAAGAUCGAGAAACUGUGUAAUCACUGGGUACAAGGGAACUGUAGAUAUGGGGAUAAUUGUAAAUACUUGCAUCAAUGGUCCACGGGGGAUUGCUUUUCGCUCUUGACUCCACUUGAAGGCCAUCAGCAGGUUGUUACCGGGAUUACUUUGCCUUCGGGGUCAGAUAAGCUUUACACGGGGAGUCAAGACGAGACUGUUAGAAUUUGGGACUGCCAAUCUGGUCAGUUGGUGGGUGUGGUGAAUUUGGGAGGUGCAAUAGGAUGCAUGAUAAGUGAAGGUCCAUGGAUAUUUGUUGGUUUAACAAAUCUCGUCAAGGCAUGGAACAUUCAAACAUCUUUGGACCUCAGUUUAAAUGGACCUGUUGGACAAGUCUAUUCCCUCGUCGUGGGCAAUGAUUUGCUCUUUGCUGGUGUCCAGGAAGGGACGAUACUGGCUUGGAAAUUCAAUGUUGCCACCAACUGCUUUGAACCUGCUGCAUCACUCAAGGGCCACACGCUUGCUGUUGUGACGUUAGUUGUUGGAGCUAAUCGAGUGUACUCUGGUUCUAUGGAUCAUUCUAUAAAAGUAUGGAGCCUUGAAACUUUGCAGUGUCUACAAACUUUGACAGAGCAUAUAGACGUUGUAAUGUCUCUUUUGUGUUGGGAGCAGUUCCUGUUGUCAGCUUCACUGGACAAAACUGUGAAGGUUUGGGCUGCAACUGAGAAUGGAAACUUGGAAGUUACAUUUACCCACAAUGAAGAACAUGGGUUGCUCACUCUCUUCGGGAUGCAUGAUUCAGAAGCCAAACCUGUGUUGUUGUGCUCAUGCAAUGACAACUCCGUUCGAGCCUAUGAUUUGCCAUCAUUUUCUGAGAGGGGAAAGAUCUUUUCGAAAAAGGAGGUUCGCUCCAUACAAAUUGGUCCUGGUGGUUUGUUUUUCACUGGCGACGGAUCUGGUCAAGUAACAGUAUGGAAGUGGUCAGCUGAAACAACCACAGCCUCUUGA